Gadus chalcogrammus (walleye pollock) is the source of this 13020-nucleotide messenger RNA. RefSeq names its product StAR-related lipid transfer (START) domain containing 9 (gene stard9). Gene Ontology annotation, molecular function: microtubule binding; ATP binding; microtubule motor activity. The record is from RefSeq and is a predicted model, not a curated record. Gene Ontology annotation, biological process: microtubule-based movement. The transcript is spliced from 32 exons. Bases 139 to 11049 code for a protein of 3636 amino acids. NCBI's taxonomy places the organism in Eukaryota, Metazoa, Chordata, Actinopteri, Gadiformes, Gadidae.
GCGCGGCAGAGCGGCAGCUGAGCGUCGUGGAGUCGCGCCCUCGGCGGGCUGUGAGAAAUGACGUGAACGGGUGAUUCCCCGUUUUGGACCUCGUUUUAAUGGAAAGGCGUGAAGUUAAAAACACAAUAAUGCGUCCACAUGGAUAGUUUCCAGAGCCGGGAUCAUCACACGCCCUGGUCGGAGGACGCCAUGGCCAACGUGAAGGUGGCCGUCCGGGUCCGACCGCUCACUGCAAAAGAGACUCUGGACGGAGGUCGGCUGGCUGUGCAAGUGGAGGAUAAACACAUCAGGGUUCGGAAUGGGAAGCUGGACGGCCGGUCCGAGGGCGCGGUCGACUCCCGGGAGAAGCUGCUGGAGUUCGGCUUCGACUACUGCUACUGGUCGGUGGACGCAGAGGACCCCCAGUACGCAUCGCAGGAGGAGGUGUUCCAGGACCUGGGUGUGUCUGUGCUGGCGGGGGCCUCGGAGGGCUACAACGUGUGUCUCUUUGCUUACGGUCAGACGGGCUCCGGGAAGACCUACACCAUGAUGGGCUCCCAGGACUCCAUUGGCCUGACCCCCCGGAUCUGUGAGGGCCUCUUCAGGUCGGUGGACGGCUGCCCGGACGGACAGGCCUCCAGCAGGGUGGAGAUCAGCUUCCUGGAGAUCUACAACGAGCGCGUGCGGGACCUUCUGAAGCUGGGGGGGCAGAAGAAGAGGGAGACCCUGAGGGUCCGAGAGCACCCAGAGAAGGGCCCCUACGUCCAGGACCUCUCUCAACACGUGGUCACUGACUACAAGCAAGCGUUGGACCUGCUGGAGGAGGGCGUGGCCAACCGCAUCACCGCGGCAACGCACAACCACGAGGCCAGCAGCAGAUCGCACGCCAUCUUCACCAUCCAGUACACCCAGGCUAUUCUGGAGAACAAUCUUCCCUCGGAGAUCGUCAGCAAGAUUAACCUGGUGGACCUGGCUGGGAGCGAGCGGGCCGACCCACACUACUGCAGGGACAGACUGACGGAGGGCUCCAGCAUCAACAAGUCUCUGGUCACCCUGGGCAUCGUCAUCUCGGCUCUCGCCCAGAACUCCCAGAUGUCCAACAGCUGCCAGAGUAUCAACAGCAUGGCCAGCGAGGGGGAGGGCAGCCUGGGGGGAAGCCUCAACCUCUCCAGCUCUGGGAGGGGGGGAGGAGGAGGACGAAGACACUGCUUCAUCCCCUACCGAGACUCGGUCCUCACUUGGCUUCUGAAAGACAGUCUGGGAGGGAACUCCAAGACCAUCAUGAUCGCCACCGUAUCGCCGUCGGGAAGCAGCUACAACGAGACGCUUAGCACGCUACGCUACGCAGCGCACGCCAAGAACAUCGUCAACAAACCGCGAGUUAACGAGGACGCCAGUGUCAGGCUGAUCAGAGAGCUGCGGCAGGAGGUGGACCGUCUGAAGAGCAUGCUGCUCAGCUUCCAGAUGCAGCGUAACCUCAGCCCCUCUCUGAGCGAGGAGCGGGACGGGAACCUAUCGGACAUGCUGCUCCAGAACGAGCUCAAGGUGGAGCAGCUGACGGAGGACUGGUCCGAGGGGUGGAGGGAGAAGCAGGUGCUGCUGGAGCAGUACGGCGUUGAUGUCAACCGCCACCAGGCCGGCCUGCUGGUCCACGCCCUGCAGCCGCACCUCGUCAGCCUGGACCGGGACGUCCUGAGCCCCGGGGUGCUGUUCCACCACCUCAGGGAAGGAGUGACGCGCAUCGGACCCCCCAACCGACCGGAAGACGCCCAGAUAGUGUUGGGCGAUGGCAGCUGUGAGAUCGUGAACGAAGGGGGUGUGGUGACGCUCCAACCCAUGGCGUGCUCCGCCUGCCUCGUCAACGACAGGGAGGUCAGCGACCCCUGCCGGUUGGCCCAGGGCGCUGUGAUCACUCUGGGCACCCAUAGGUUCCGCUUCAACCACCCCGCCGAGGCGGCGGUCCUCAGGGAGAGGAGAAGGGCCAUCGGGGAUGACGGCUACAGGGAACUCUGUCCCUUCACAUCGGGUUCAAGCGCGGGAGGAGCGGACCCUCCGGGCGGGCCGGUCACCGCCCUCUCCCCCAGCGGGGGCUCCUCCGCCAGGCAGCGGGUGGAGGAGCAGCAGGGGUACGUGGAGGCCCUGAGGAAGGAGAUCCAGGAGGAGCAGAGGAGGGCGGAGGGGCAGCUGGAGACGGAGCAGGCCCAGCUGACGCAGCAGCACGCCGAAGUCCAGCGGUGGAUCCUCCAGGAGUCGCUGCGCCUGCAGUCCGCCGCCCCCUCCCCCAGGGUGACCCAGGAGUCCGGGGUGCAGGCCGACCCCCUGCCAGCCCCCCUCCUGGAGCGACUCUCCAGCGCCCCCCGGGGGUCCGACGACGGCGGCGGCGUCCCGGACCCCCCCCCGCCGCCCCGGCUGCUCCGGGCGAUCAAGAGGGUGGUGCAGGAGGAGCUGCUGAGGAACCACGCCCUGCGCCGCGCCGAAGGCCGCGUCCGCCGCAAGAGGCUGCACCUCCAGCUAGAGCGGAUCGCCCGCAAGCGCCACCUGCUGGAGGCCAAGCGGGAGCUGCAGAGGCUGGAGCAGGCCCUGCCGCACGGCCCGGGGAGCCCCGGAGACUCCCCGGAGCCGGGCUCCCCCCGGGGGUCUGGGGGACCGCCGUCACGCAACCCUCGCCGCCACUCCUUCUCCGGGGACAUCCUGUCGCGACUCUACCCCCAGCAACCCCCCGUCUUCAGCCGCUACCUUAAGAGGAACAGAUCCACAGAGCUGCCGGUGGAUCCCUCCAGGAGCGGGGAUUGCUUUGGCAGGGAGUGGCUUUCGGACGAGUGUCUGCCUCGAGAGAGGACCAGGAGCUGUUCCGCCGGGGCGUCAUCGGGACAGAGUCAGGCAGCGAGGAGCAGAGACGGUUCCUCUGAAAACCUCAAACAAAGUGUCAGGGAGUCCCCCCCGGCCCGCAGCUACCAGGAACGCCCAGAGAGGAAACCGCUCCUCACAAACCGGAGCCUGACCUUCAAGACCAAUCAGAACCCCCGAGGGAGUCUGAAGUCACCUCAAAGGACUGCCGUACAGCCUAUAAGCAAUGAGAAGGAAAAGGAUCCAUCUGUCGAAAACCCCAAAGUCCAGAAGAUUGCGUGUGCGGACGUCAGGACUCAAGGAGGCAAUAAAGGGCUCGGAACAAUCCGGAAGGUUUUCUCUCGAUCUGUAGGACCGGGUUUGAAGACAGCACUGUCCAAAGUGUUCAGAAAGCCGCCGCCGCCAGUGGGGAAUGGACGAAGGAACCCCAAACCGGUCGGCAGAACGAACAGAAUUCACCAGAGGAAGAUCAGCAGAGACCGGAGCCUGACAGACGCCGGCAUGACGAACAGAAACCAGCACGCUCUUAAAACCACCGUCUCCUGCGAGGAGUUGGACCGAAAGACGUUCCCCGAGGAUGGGACACACCGCCGCUGGCGCAGCAUGGAGGCCCUGAUGAGCAAGACCAGCUCCUGGGUGGAGAGGCUGGGCCUGGCCGGAUGGGCGGAGGACGCAGGGGGGGAACGUGACGGAGGGUCGUCGGACUGCGACAGCCUCCUCUCCGUGGACUCCCUGUCCUCAGCGUACGCCACCGCGCUGGUGGAACAACUGAGACAUGAGGAGGCUCUGGGGAGCGAGAGCGACAGCGUGGACAGCCAGAUGUCCAGAGACUCUUUGGCACCAGAGGGCGGCACCCUGCGCUCUAGGGUGACCAGGGUAGGGGUGCCCUUGCACACACGGCUGACGGACUCCUCCCGUCAUCUCCUUAGGCACAUCAAGAUAUCUAACAUCGGCACUGCUCCGGGACAUGCCUACGGUGAAAGUACUCAGGGAAGAGCAGCAGAGGCCUGUUGGAGACGAAAUGGCUGCCUUGACACGAAAGCCAGAGUGGAAACCGGAUCCGCAAUGGAGGCCGCUGUUCAAAAGCCAAAGGAAGAGCCGGCUGAUAGGCGGACCGCCCUCACUGGCAGCCCUCGCUCUCUGAGCAGCCCUCGCUCUCUGAGCAGCUGCAGCCUGAGGGAACCGGAUCUUCAGCUGGUCCUAACCGACGGCUGGUCUUCCACCGAGGCGGCCGACAGUCCCGGGGUCUCCGGGGAAUGUCCUGCAGCCUGCCGGAAGAAUGCCCUGUACCGAGCAGGGGACGUCAACAGCAACGGUAGCAGCAGCCCGAGACUGAUCAGCCUAGAACGUUCAGACGCUCAGAGCAAGUUGAGGAGCUGUACUUCCACAGAGUCCUGCAGCUCUGAAGGAGUCCAUGUCACCGUGGAGGAUCAGAACCUCAAGGCUCCUGCCCAAUUGUCAGGCAUAUAUUUUCCAGACACUGAAACACCUCCAGAACCAGGGAAUGUUUUAAGGUUAAUAGGGGAUACUGGGCUUGAUGAUGAUGGCAGAAGACUCACACAACACAAUAAGCUAUUCGAAAGUGUGCAGAAGAUAACAGUAGAUGUUCAAACCUAUGCAUGCCAAGAUGGAUUACCCACUGCAGAGAGAAGUGAAUGUCUUUCAUUUGCUAGUAAUGAGAUUUGCCAUAUUAACCUGACAAGCCAGCAGCCAAUCAAAUUCGAUCAUGCUUUAAAGGGCGUGACCCUGAUGGAGACUACCGGUGCGACCAACUCCUCUGAGACGGUUGUCUUCCCCUUCGGUCAUCCAUCAGAGUCCUAUGAACAAACACACCCUGUAGUCCAUGACCUCUCCAAGAAGGGUAACGUACCGGUCAAUCCCCACGAAACUGAGAAGUCAAACAAGGUGAAGCCAUACGAGAACCCCGAUACCAAAGACGUCUCCAUCCCAGGGGACCAAUCACAGCUCGCGCCGGAACCCCCCCGCUCUGAACUUGAGCCUGUUAGAUCUCUUAGUAAAAGCUCCAGAAAGAGGAACAAGGAGCUCAAAGGGACGGUGGCCGGGGGCUUGAAGAUCCCGAAGAGGAGCGACGAAGGGUCCCCAGAAUCGUUCUGUCACACGCAAAUCGGCAGGCGGGAAGUCGGUCGGUCCGAUGGCUUCAGCGAGAACAGUGACACAGAAGAGAAAUCCCCCGACGGGGAUGAGGACAUUCCCAGCCGCGAUUCGGACCGUGCUAACCUGAAGGCCCGGAUAGAGUCCCAGCCAACAAGCAGGCAGACACGGAACAAGGCUGACUGGAACCAGACUGACCGGAACAAGGCGUUGCCGGAUCAAGGUCCUAAAAGCAACGAUACCCGCUCCUCAUGGAGUAUCUCUGUCGGAGAUUCGGAAGGAAUCAAAGCAGACAGAAAGAAAGAUAAGACGACCGGUUUGGAAAAGCGAUUCGGAACGUCGGUCGGUAUCGUCGACCGGAAAGGUAAACCGGAUGGGAGGAAGCCGGUGCGUCACUGGGACGCCAUCUGCAGCGCCAUCGAUCUCCGCAUCGCCGAGGUGGUGAGAGGACACCUCACAUCGGCCUCUCUGACGGGCCGGGAUAACGCCGGGCAGAGCAGAAGGCACAGCCUGACCGCCCUGCCGCCGCACGGCUCGGCGGAGACCCCCCACUCAGAGGAGACCCCCCACUCAGAGGAGACCCCCUUCGCCCUGCCGCCGCAAGGCCCAGCGGAGACCCCGGUCUCAGAGUGGACCCGGGCCACGGCUCAGCCCCCCCGCGGCGCUGCUGAGUCGACGGGAGGGAGAGGAACGCCGUCGAGAGAUGAAGGAGGGGAUCGGAUGAAAGCGGCGGUCGCCUCUACCGAACGCCGCUCCGUACCACAGGGUGGGGUUCAGCGGGACACGAGGUCGGACACGCAGAACAGAGAAACGGCUUCGGGGAGCGACGACCAGAUACAUCCGCCUGCCGAAGAAACGGCAGCGACGGAGCGUGCUCCAAACGUCACAGAGACAGCGUCAGACAUCCCACUGAAUGGUGAUGGUUCUCUCUCCGAUAAGGCAGAGACAGAUCCUUCCAGCUGUGUGCUCCCGGUCCUCCUCCCGUUCCAGGAUAGGAUUCCCUCCCGACGUGGGCCACGAGCGUCUCUGGAGACGUAUCCGCCAUUCGCUCUGAGUGACGGAGACAGGGUAACACGGGCAGAAACAUGUCAUCCUACUCCUGCCCGUCUCAAUAUUGGCCCCACACAAUCCGUCAGACGACAGGCGUGUCCGGCUACCCCGGUCUUGAAACCCGACACCCCACCACCUCAGUACGUCUUCCCUGACAUGCUGUGUCUCGGUGAACAUUCAGCCUCAGCUCUUACGGAUGAAGAUGUUGAUUCAUGCAAACCGAAACCUAAUGCAAACCAAACCUCAGAGUUAGAGACAGGUCAUCCUUCCAAAGAUGGCCCCCAUGUUUCUGUUGCCAUGACAUCGCUCUAUGAUGGAGGAGUGCACCUGUCUGGGCCACGCCGUCAAAGCAGCAGUGGCUCAGUGAAGUCACCUGGAGACAUCCCUGGAUAUUUGGCUAAUGAGAGCAGGGAACUGAAAACGGAGAGAAUGCCUGGAAACUGGCACGUUACCAAAAGUGAUAAGAGCCUUUCAAACAGCUCUGCUCAGACGUGUGUGGUGAAUAUGAAUUAUCACAACAACAAUCAUGAAAUUGCAAAGUGGUUGAACGAGCACUGCAUAAUUGACAACUGUCUGCAAAACAACACGACAGACAUAAUGGGGAGAAAUACAAAUAUUACAGAAUCCCAGGUUCCAUCGACUAUCAGCAACAACGAUCGUCACACCAUCGCUUCUCUGCCACGGAAUCCGGCGGGGAACACGUGUGCUGUUGGAGGAGAUGUUUCAAAGAGCAACGUGUCCAUACAGGGUCCCACCAAGCAGAGGAACCACGCCUCCCAGCACAGGAAGGGGAGGCCUAAGAGAUUGAGAAGGUCCAAUGCCCUGGUUCACCCAGACUCCUCUUCCUCUUCGGAUUCCGCAGUCCGAUCCUCGUCAGACGAGGAAGAUGAGCCCCCAACCAGGGUGCAUCGCAGUCGGCCCGAAUCCACGCAGUUAAAGUCUAGUCAGUCAAGGGUCGCUCAAACAGGAGGCAACCAGAGAGCUACUUCUAGAAUAAGGUCAGACGGUAUUUCCCUAGUGGAGACCCUUUCUACUCAGGAUCCAGGUAUAUACCCGGGACAAGCCAGGGAGCGUUGCCCCAAGGGCCAUCUUUCAGCACCUCAACCAAUGAGAACCCCAAAUAGGGAGAGAACCACGCCCCAUCUCAAAGUGAGCCGAUCCCAUCGCCCCGGAGCACCGCAGGAGUCUCGGAUGCAUUUUGCCUCCAGUGACAUCAACCCCUUCGCUCGCCAGUGGCAGGAAGACUGCUCGCCCCAUCAGUGUUACAAGACCCCGGUGUUUGGCAGCGCAGUCGACCUGUCCUCCAAAUCUCCACUGUUGAACAGCGCUGAGAAGCGCAUGGCGAGAUGCUGUAGCGUCGACAACGGCUUAAACAGGCAGAACUCCCCCUUCCACUCCCACCUGAGCACCUUCGCCAACCACAAGGGUCUCUCCAGCACGCUCAGCAGCGGCGAGGACUGGCGCGGGCGAGGAAGGACCGCACCUCACCGCGUCUCAGACGCGUCGUGUCAGCAGUCGUCUGGUCUCGACCACGGCCUCGCCAGCCUCUCGUUGAACAGCGGCUCCUCCUGUCCGAGCGCCAACAGCUCCGGACGCGUGGACGACAUCAUGCUGCUCUACUCUUCGGAGCGAGAGUCUGGUGUCGACGUGAGCCCAGCUCAAAGACCCAGGAGGUUUGAGGACCACGGCACCCAGACCGAGGGUGGUGUGACCAAGGCCCUCGGGGGCUCUCGAGGGUCCCGGACUACGACCGCCCGGGUUCCCGAACUCGGCAGGAACCAGCGGCACCAGAGGAGCAGAACCCACGUACCGACCACUAGAACCAAAGAGGACAUUAGAGAUACUCCCACCUGGGCCAGCAUGGAGAACAUGUCCGCCCAUCUCUCCCAGCUGAUCCACAGCACCUCGGACCUGCUGGGAGAUGUCCAGGGAAUGAGGACAGGGGAACCCAGUCCAAGGAGAAAGGUCAACGUUUCGGAUUUCACCGGGCCACAGCGUCAGCUUAAAGACCCCAUCCGGACCAAUACGUCCUUUGAUAUCGGGAUCCAGACUGAAGCAACCUUCACGUCUUUUGUUAAAGACAUCCCCCAGCGAUGGUCUUCACCUCCAGAGAGGGCCAGACCCCAUGAGGUCAACGUGAUAGUCACAGUGAUCGGUUCUGAUGUACUUAGUGUUUCCCAUGGGGAGAGAUGUCCCGGUGUGGUCAUGGAAAAAGCCAGAUCGGAGGACAGGAAAUGGAGUGGGUCUGACCUGAAGAUAGACACGUUGGCUGCAAAAGAAAGCGUGGAGAAUCAUCUUCUGAAUCAGGCCUCACACAGCUUGACCGCUGUGGAGAAACCGACCAAAACCAAAAGUUGUCACACAGCGUCCGCUCGGUCAAGCAACUCGAAGCAAAGCACGGCAGUUACCAAAAGUCGAGGAUUCUCUCAAACCGGCCACAGGUUAUCAAACCCCACUCCGUCUGUGAAUCCCGGGCGGUCUUCGUGCUGCGUGGGACAGACAAGGUACACGGACAGGGCCUCGUCGCCCAUUGUCACCCUGGGCUCCAGCAAGAGCACCGAGUCAAACGGGAAACACUCUACACCCUCCCCCGGAAAACACAAUGGAAGCAUGUUCGUUUGGGACCGAGAUGCAAUGGACCGAUUAUUCGGCGAUGUUUCCUCAAAUAAAUCAGUCGAAUCAACAUCAGUGGAAAGCGUGAGUGGAACGAACUCGAAGGGAGCGGGGAUCACUUCAACAGGCCUUCAGUCCCACGUUGAUAGAAACGUUAAAAGGAAAAUCAUCCCAGAGGAAGAGAACAACAACGACCCCAUCAGCUCCAACGGCGGCUCUGCGAAAAGCCCCCCCCCGCAUCGAACUUCUACUUCCUGUGGCGGCAUCACGAGACGGAGCUAUCCCUUUCCUGGAGGUCGUCUCGGCGACGCAUGCGGUCAGGAGGACACGGAUCUCCGUGACGACAGGAGUACCCGGGACGACUCCGUCGGCCGCGGUCGCCACGGGAACGCCGCCUCCUCCUCGUCCAGCGAGGCUCCGACCCCGGAGGACGACGCCGUUUCCACGGCGCCCAGCGAGUCCAACACCGACAUCCUCCUCAAUGCGAGACCCGUCGCCAGCGUGUCCCCGCCUCCUCCUCCUGCAGCCCCCACCGGCCCCCCCCACCUUGGGGGUCGGCUCCCAGAGGACCUGCCCAUGCACAACAAGUUCAGCCACUGGUCGGGCGUCGGCGUCGGCCCCACGUCCGCCUGUCACCCGGACAGACGGACCACUCCCCUGACGGACGCCCAGCAGCAGGGGGGCGUGGCCACCGGCCGCCGGGAGGAGUGGGAGGAGCCGGCGGAGGCGGGGCCGAGGGGGGGGGCGGCGAGGGAGGUGGAGAGGCUGCGGCGUGAGAGGGAGCGCGUCAUGGCCUGGGUGCGGGCGGAGGCCGGCCCCCCCCAGCUGACGGUGGAGCUGGCGGAGGCCAGGCUGCACCACGGCCUCGGGGAGACCGACGCCCUGCUGAGGCUGCUGUCGCCUGCGGCCUGGGAGGAGGCGGAGCCAGCGGGGGCCACGCCCACCGGGCAGCAGCGCUACCACAGACACCGACGCAGCGUGGACGGGCUGAGGCAGGAGAGAGAGGCCAGGCUCCAGGAGAGAGAGGCCAGGCUCCAGAGCUACCGGAGGGCCCACAGCCUGAGUCCCAGCAGGGAUGGCUCCCAGGGGGGCGGGGCCUGCUCACAGGGGGGCGGAGCCUGCUCCCAGGGGGGCGUGACCUGCUCUCAGGGGGGCGGGCCUAUUACUCAUCAAGCACAGCCACUCUGCCCGGAGGUGUCAGACAGCACCAGAGCCCAGGUGCCUCUGCCAGGUGAGGGCCGCUACUCCUCGGAGAUCCAGCACCUCCUCCGGGACUACGGCCGAGCCCGGGAGGAGGCGCGCGGCGAGCUCUCGCGGGCCCGGCUGCGGCUUCGCCAGCGCACGGAGCUGGAGAGGAGGCGGCCCCGGCUCCAGGGCGCGGCCGCCGGCACCGAGGUGCGCCUGACGGCCGCCGGCACCGAGGACGAGGCCCGGUUGUGUCCCGGGACCAGCAGCAGUACCCUGUGCACCGGCUCCAGCCUCAGCCUGUCCUCGGGGCAAACCUCAGGCUACGUCAGCGGACACACGACCCUGCUGCAGGACCCCACCAGACUGCACCCCCCCCCACAGGAGCCAGGGGUCCAUGACGAGGGGUCGAAGGUCAGGGGUCAUCCUCCUCUGUGUGUCUCUCAGGGUUCACGGGGCCAACGAUGCUGGCUGUCUACUCAGGAAUCUCCGGGGUCCGGGUUCAAACCCCUCCUCACCUCCUCGCCCUCCACCGCCGGCCAACCCCGCCAGCGAUCCAGCUCCUUCGGCUCCGCCUCCUCCAUCUCAGCAGCCUAUCAGGACGUGGCGUCCGGUCUGCUGAGCCACGCCCUCCAGGAGAUCCGAUUGGCUGCUGCAGCGGACACGGCCAAUCUGCUCGUGGGGAAGGCGUCGGCUGGCUGGAGGCACCAGGGGGAAGAGCGAGGGGUCCAGGCCUACUACCGGCCCUCCUCCAGCCCAACGGUCCACGGGUUCCUGGGGGCGGGAGAGCUGGACAGGCCCCUAGCCGACCUCUGGGACCUGCUCCGGCAGCCCGCCCACAGCCACCUCUAUAACCCCGCGGUGCGCUCCGCCUGGACGCGGCCACUAGAUGGCAGCACACAGCUGGUUUAUCUGCUCACAAAUGCGUCGGUCUGCCAUCUCAGCCAGCCCAGAGACUUCUGCUGCAUCAGCGUCACGUCCAAACAGGUGGGUGUUCAUGUGCUGGCUCUGCAGUCGGUGUUGGAGGAGUCCCUCCCCCGGCCCAGCGCAGACGCCGUGCGCGGCGAGAUGAUGCCCAGCGCCUGGCUCCUUGAGCCAAUCACACGCGGCGGGCGUGAGGUCGUCAGGGUGGUGUACCUGCUCCAGGUUGACCUGGGGUCUCCGUCCCUCCCUCCCAGACUGCUAGGCUCCGUGGCCCGCAGACACGCGGCCGUCAUCGCUGAGCUGGGCUCCCUCCUCCGGGCCGACCCAACGGACCAAUGAGGGCACGAGUGGCACUGAGCCCUCCUCCGGGCCGACCCAACGGACCAAUGAGGGCGCGAGUGGCACUGAGCCCUCCUCCGGGCCGACCCAACGGACCAAUGAGGGCGCGAGUGGCACUGAGCCCUCCUCCGGGCCGACCCAACGGACCAAUGAGAGCGCGAGUUGCAGUGAGCCCUCCUCCGGGCUAACCCGCCGUCCAAUGAGAGCGCGAGUUGCAGUGAGCCCUCCUCCGGGCUAACCCGCCGUCCAAUGAGAGCGCGAGCUGCAGUGAGCCCUCCUCCGGGCUAACCCGCCGUCCAAUGAGAGCACGAGUUGCAGUGAGCUCUCCUCCGGGCUAACCCGCCGUCCAAUGAGAGCGCGAGUUGCAGUGAGCCCUCCUCCGGGCUAACCCGCCGUCCAAUGAGAGCACGAGUUGCAGUGAGCUCUCCUCCGGGCUAACCCGCCGUCCAAUGAGAGCGCGAGUUGCAGUGAGCCCUCCUCCGGGCUAACCCGCCGUCCAAUGAGAGCGCGAGUUGCAGUGAGCCCUCCUCCGGGCCGACCCAACUGACCAAUGAGAGCGCGAGUUGCAGUGACAUUUGACCCCAGACCCGUCCUUUGCUUAUCUUUCUAAUUUGCACCAAGACCUUAUUGCCUUGACCUUAUUUUCAUGAUUAGUAUUAUUGAGCAUUACUUUUAUCCAGAGCAAUGAUCUAUUGUUCAUUACUGAUACCCAUGCAGCUUUCUUUUGUACAAUGGUAUUCUUUCGACGCAAUCUUCACUCAUGAUGUUUUUUUUUGGUUGCGCUUGCGACAAUGUAUUAUUUUGAACGCUUGUUACAAUCAAUGACACAACCACGCCAAAGACUGUCGUGGUUUUCGACCCACUGUAUGACGACUUAGGUUAAGGUUUCCAGCGGGUUUAGCCACUCCGCGUAGCUAAUGUUGCACUAACUAUUAGACUACUCUAGGGAAAGACUGUCUAGACGGCAUGUUAAACGUGUAAAUGCCUCACCUAUCACCAACGAAGCCUGGAGAGAAGCAGGUGGGAUUGCGGAGCUCAACGGCUAGCGUUUGCUAGCAAAUUCACCCUUUCUGUCUUGUGUCUCGCAAAAGAAAUGCAGAACAGCAUGAAAAGCUAUUGACGUGAAGACUGAUGCUCUUAAUGAGUAGCUUUAAUAUAAACAUGUUUCAGCUAAACAUGGUUAUCUGUAGUUUGAGGAGGGAGUAUAACACAGGCGUCAGGAUCUAGCGCAGCCCUAUGCACCGAGGAUAUUGUCUUUUUUUAAAGAAGCAAGAAAAAUAUUUUUAUAUCACAGUAGUAGCCUACCCCCAAAUCUUUGUCUGAGGAGUUAAAGGGAUUAUUUUAUUUGGAAGUUUAUAUUUAUUGAUAUUAUUGUGUAUUGUUUUGUUGUGUUGAGUUAUCAAAAUUUUACUCAUUUCAUUGAUACCACCAAAAAAUAGAUGCCUUUCUAAGCUAUCGGGACGUUGGUCCACAGUUGAUGCUAUGCAGACGCAGUCAGAGCUAGCCCGACGGCUAGCUGGCUGCUAGCUCGACGGCUAGCUGGCGGAUCCGAACCACGUCUGCAUAGUGUCAACGGCCUGAGCUAACGGUAUCCAUUCGGCCAGGCUGAGAGGGCCCAGACACUAAAUCAACAACACACAGUCUGGCUCACGUCAGGCCCUUGUUUGGGGCGGCCGUGAGACGCGUUUCUCUGGGAAUCCACGAAGAAGAAAGAAUAUUUUUUUAAGUUCGGAUCCUCACGGGAAAGAAGGAAGGAAGGAACCCACUUUUUACAUUAAAGUGUAAUUUUAUUAUUUGUCUUUAUUUUUUAUAUGCUUAUAUCAUUGUCAAAAAACCUUGUUAUUUAUGAUUGAGAUUUUGUUGAUCCUAAUCCAUUUUUCUAUCUGUUUUUUUUACUGUCAUCCCUCCAUAUUGUUAUUGCUAUGCAAUUUUAGCAUGUGCUAUUUUUAUAAAUACAAUUGACAUGUUUGA